CCGCCGGUGCCCCGGAGCCGCCGCGCUAUGGAGCCACCGGGCCCCGCCGGGGCUCCGGGCCGGCCCUGGGAUGAAGCCAAGGCUUUCUACGACAAUCUCGCCCCCAAGAAGAAGCCCAAAUCGCCCAAACCCGAGAACGCCAUCACCAUCGCGGUGUCCUCGCGGGCGCUGUUCCGCAUGGAGGAGGAGCAGAAGAUCUACACGGAGCAGGGCGUGGAGGCCUACGUGAAAUAUCAGCUGGACCACGAGAACGAGCCCUUCCUCCCCGGGGCCGCCUUCCCCUUCGUCAAGGCUCUGGAGGCGGUGAAUGCUCAGCUCCGUGAGCUCUACCCCGACAGCGAGGAGCUCUUCGACAUCGUCCUCAUGACCAACAACCACGCCCAGGUUGGGGUUCGCUUGAUCAACAGCAUCAACCACUACGAUCUGUUCAUCGAGAGGUUCUGCAUGACGGGAGGGAACAGCCCCAUCUGUUACCUCAAGGCCUAUCACACCAACCUCUACCUGUCCUCCGACGCCGAGAAAGUGAGUGGGGCCAUUGAAGAGGGGAUCGCUGCUGCCACCAUCUUCAGCCCCAGCAGGGACCUGGAGGUGUCGGAGAAGCAGCUGCGGGUGGCGUUCGACGGCGACGCCGUGCUCUUCUCGGAUGAGUCGGAGCAGAUCGUGAAGGCUCAUGGGCUGGACAUGUUCUUCGAGCACGAAAAGGCCCACGAGAACAAGCCCCUGGCACAGGGCCCCCUGAAGGGUUUCCUGGAGGCGCUGGGGAAGCUGCAGAAGAAGUUCUACUCCAAGGGGCUGCGUUUGGAGUGCCCCAUCCGCACGUACCUGGUGACGGCGCGGAGCGCGGCCAGCUCGGGGGCGCGGGCCCUAAAGACUCUGCGCAGUUGGGGCCUGGAGACGGACGAGGCUCUGUUCCUGGCCGGGGCUCCCAAGGGGCCUCUGCUCAGGAAAAUCCGGCCCCACAUCUUCUUUGAUGACCAGAUGUUCCACGUGGAGGGAGCGCAGGAGAUGGGCGCCGUGGCCGCCCACGUCCCCUACGGCGUGGCCCAGAAACACAAGCGGGAGAAGCAGAAGACCCCCAACAGCAAAUAGUGGGGCUGGGGGAGAUCCCAGAGCCUCCAGCACUGAUCUCACCCCGUGGGCCACGCUCCCUGCUCGUGCAGGGGGUGUUUGUUGAGCUCAUCCCCCUCUCAGGGGUGAGGAGAGAGGAGGAAAAUCUUCCUCGGUGCCCAUGGAGGUGUUGUGGCAUUGUCCCCGUUCCUCCUGGGGCUCCUCAGUGCCAGGAGAUGUUUUCCCAGUUCCUCCCAGCACUCGCUUCUGGCAAAAAAUCCCUCGAGGAUGGCUCUGCCUUGUGUGGGAUCUUUGUGCCAGGCAGGUUUAAUCUAUUUAUUUAAAACCCCCAAGCCACUCCCAGAGCCUUGUGGCUUUCCCAAGCAAAUGUUUCAGGCUGAACUGUUGAACUGGAAAGUUGGGAGCGCCCAAAAAAAGCUUCCAAGCGGCUUUGAAACAAAAUUUUGUCCUUUUUAACUGGAAUUUAUUGUUCCUUCACAGCCCCAGCUGCUGCUUCCCAACCAGAAAACACUCAGUGUCUGUCCUUUCACCAAGAUUUUGCCAGCUUAAAACUGGAAAAAAUAGAAAGAAACACUUAACAUAUUAAAAAAGAAAAAAAAAAAAAAUUCCUAUUUCCUGCUUGGAACUUUGGGCUGGUGUAUUGUUGGCCCAGGUUUUUAUAUUUGGGUAUCACACUUGCAUGAUUUAGCACUUAAAAAUAAUAAUCUCAGUGAGCAUCCAAAGCCCAGCUUGUCCAAGGGCUGCAGACACAUGCCCAGGGCUUGAAUUUAAGUUAAAAGCAGGCCCUGAUAUAUUUAGGGACAUUUGAAGUCCAUUUAGGUAAAUCUGCAGAGAAUUUCAGCCUGGGGAUUUCAAUUAAAGGAUUUUUUUUUCCUCCCUUUCUAGGCUGAGCCCAUAAUCUUUUUCUCCUCAGCUCCUUAAAAACCUCUGGUGUUUCCUAAAAUAGACACCUCUGUUAGAGAUGCUGUGAGAGAAGCAAAUCUCUGAUUAAAAAAACAGGAUGGGAAAUCAAUGGGAGAGAGAAACUGGUGUGAAAAUCACCCUGACAUUUCUGCUCAAAGCCCUGUCCCAAAGGAGACACUUGGGAGGAAAAUUUAAAGAUUAUUUUUUCCCUCGUGAGUUUUUCUUUUCCUCUCUAUUUUAUUUAUUUUAUUUAUUUUUUAAUUUUAUUUUGCACGACACUCCACGGCUGAGCAGGAAGGAUGCUCAAUAUUAUCAAUAUUAUUUUCCUACAAAUUCCACGGGCUGGAAUUCAAUGGAAUUCCUGGCUGACAAAAAUUCAAAAUUCAAUGGAAAUUUUCCAAGCUGGAAUUUCUGGCUCUUUCCAGGGAAGUUUCAGCUCAAACAGUGAGGCUGGAGCUGAUCACCCUUUUGAGGAAUAUCUAAAUAACCAAGCUGGUGAUGCCUUCACCUUUUCUCAUUGCACUAAAUCCUGCUCUAGCACUGAAAAGAAAAUUGCACUUUUCCCCCCCCCCCAAAAAAAAAGCUUUGGCAGACUGUUAAUUGUCACAUCUGGGUGACAAACACCUCGGAGGAAGAUCUAAAAUC
Molecule: messenger RNA, 2616 nt
Organism: Parus major (Great Tit)
Lineage: Eukaryota; Metazoa; Chordata; Aves; Passeriformes; Paridae
Gene: NT5C1A
Product: 5'-nucleotidase, cytosolic IA
Exons: 6
Coding region: 28-1089 (353 amino acids)
Biological process (GO): adenosine metabolic process; nucleotide metabolic process
Cellular component (GO): cytoplasm; cytosol
Molecular function (GO): magnesium ion binding; nucleotide binding; 5'-nucleotidase activity
Source: RefSeq, a predicted model, not a curated record